UGUAGUGUUGCCCACGUUACUUGGUCUCGAGGUAUAACCCCGAUGUUAAGAGUUAUCUUUUAGAAGGCAGGUAGCCUCCUCUAAUCUAUUAUCACCAUGGUAUUACAAGUAAGUAGUUGGAAGCUGACAGAACUUUAAAAUAUAAACGUUUCAGAUAUUUUACGAGAAAAUCCACAACUGGGACCUUUCCAAAAUUGUUAAACUGACUCGGAAAAUGGCUUUUGGUCAGCGUUUACUAUUAGUCUUAAUCUUACGUGUUGGAAGAGACUUUUAAGAUUGCUUAAACUUAAGCUACCUCAUCCUCUGUUGUUUUCAUGAUGUCUGCUAAUUCCAUCCGCGUUGAAAAACUUAGAACAAUUCGCUAAAAUAAUUUCAGAUUGGCGCUGAAGACACUUUGUAAAGCUUUGAGGUUUUCGCGAACAUUUGUUUUAAUGUUCUUAUAAAAAAACAACUCACAAAGUUUAAACUCGCAGGCUCUCUAUUAAUGUCUCAAGAACGAGACACGGCAUUCGAACUAAAAUAGAUUGAAUGAAAGCUUAACAAACUUUCACCGACACGCUGGAACCAACUAUCUUUGAACUAAAGCCAUAGUAGAUAUUAAACUCUCGAAGUGCUAUCAGAAAAAGGCCCGAUCUAACGGUUACGACAUCGUUUGAGAACAACAACGGGGCAAAGGUGAACGGCGAUGACUUCGGGACAGGACAAGGCUUGUCACACUAGUGUUAUCAACGCCUUAUCAGUGUUGCUGGUAUUGGGUUUCUUUCUUCCCGGACUGCAAGGGAAAAUUCUACCUAAUGACACAGAAAAAAAAGAAUUGGAACCAAUAUUCGAAACCCACAAGCAAACUGAAGAGCCAGAUGGCAUUGGGUGGUCGGAAUGGGGUGAUUGGAGCGUGUGUUCUAGGACUUGCGAUGGUGGCGUCACUUCCCAGCUACGAAGAUGUGUCCGAAAGUCUGGCUGUAAGGGCGAAGCAGUAAGGUUUCGCAUAUGCAAUAUGCAGCCCUGUUUUGAACACAACGACUUUCGAUUAACCCAAUGUUCAGCGUUCAAUAAUGUACCCUAUCGAGGAAGAUUGUACGAAUGGUUACCAUUUUACGAUCCAGAAGAUGUUUGUGCCCUCACUUGCCAAGCGAAGGAUUUCAAGUUUGUCGCUAAGCUUGCGUCUGCCGUUAAAGAUGGUACUCGCUGUCGAGAGGGGUCGCUUGAUAUGUGUGUGGACAAGAAAUGUAUGAAAGUGGGGUGCGACCUUGAGCUGGGAUCUGAUAAAAAGAUAGACGAGUGUGGAGUGUGUGGGGGAGAUGGAUCAACAUGCCGACAGCCGGAUUACGUGUGGGAAGAGACACACUUGUCUCCUUGUUCAGUGACCUGUGGAGGAG
This is a messenger RNA of Limulus polyphemus (Atlantic horseshoe crab), 1376 nucleotides long. Its product is annotated as ADAMTS-like protein 3. The record is from RefSeq and is a predicted model, not a curated record. Gene Ontology annotation, molecular function: metalloendopeptidase activity. Gene Ontology annotation, biological process: extracellular matrix organization. The annotation marks the transcript as partial. The transcript has 5 exons. NCBI's taxonomy places the organism in Eukaryota, Metazoa, Arthropoda, Merostomata, Xiphosura, Limulidae. Gene Ontology annotation, cellular component: extracellular matrix.